GUUCAUGUCCACCAGGAUGCCUUCAGAGAAGGUCGCGACAUCUACCUAUGAAAGGGAACUCUACGCUCUCAGGCAAGCAUUAGACCAUUGGAAGCACUACUUGCUUGGGAGGCACUUCAAAGUCUAUUCUGACCAUGAGACAUUAUGAUGGUUAAAGACGCAGGCCAAGAUGACACCUAAGCUUACUAGGUGGGCCGCAGAGAUAGAUCAGUAUGACUUUGAGCUCAAGCCUGUCAAAGGGAAGUACAGCGUAGUCGCGGAUGCUCAGAGUAGGAGAGCGGAUUACUUUGGGGCAAUAGUACAUUACCUCGAUAUAGGGAAGGACCUGCAGCAGAGGGUUAAAGAAGCUUACGCGCAGGACCCUAUCUAUAGUGAGCUCCUUAAGAAAGUCAAGGAGGCCCCAGAGACUGAACCGAAUUACCGCACUACCGAAGGGUUGCUUUUUGAGAAGACUAAUGUGUCUGACCGCCUGUGCAUCCCCAAUAGCGAAGAGAUUCGUAGUCUGAUUCUGGGCGAAUGCCAUGACACAGAGGGUCAUUUUGGUUGGCAAAAGACUUUAGCCAAUCUUAUGCGUGCGUAUACCUGGCCAGGGAUGAAGAAUGACUGCGUAGAGUAUGUUCGCAGUUGCAAAGUCUGCCAGCGUAAUAAGAGUUCUACGCGCGCCCCGCUAGGUCUUCUCAGACCCUUGCCCAUUCUGGAUCAGCCGGGAGACUUAGUGUCAAUCGAUUUCAUGGACACUCAAGUCAAGAGCAGGCAUGGCAAGAGCCAAGUCAUGGUCAUAGUUGACCGCUUUAGCAAGUACGCAGUUUUUGUUCCUUUGCCUUCUGAGGCGCGUACUGAUUUAGUCAUACAGAGCCUCGACGACGCGCUGACUCAAGUCCACAGCCGCCUCCGGCAGCUGGAGCAGCGACCCGUCGCCGCCCCUGAUGCCAGCUCUUCCAACACCUCCGAUCGCCUUGAGGCAUUGGAGAUUGACGUCGGAUCCCUCAAGGACGGCGUGCAGUUGCAGCAAACGGCAACGCAACAGUUGGAGCAGCGGAUCUGUACUGCCGCCAACCACUCGAGCUCGGAACCGCGCGAGACAGCUCCAAAGUUCGAUGGGCAGGAGAUCUUCUGCGACUCGACGAAGACGGACCCGAUUUCAUGGUUCUGCAAGUUUGAGCUCACGUUGCAGCUACACUACGUCAAAGAACACAAGCACCAUGGGUACUUAUACUCGCGCUCGGGGGGUGCGUGCCAAGAAUGGUUGGACAAUCUCUUGUCCAAGUACGGAGUGGUAGCUGCCGACUUGCAUACCAAGAUCAGUUGGGAUGAUCUAAAGGCGGCGUGGCAUAAGCGGUUCCAAGUAGAGCCGCCGGAGAUCAAGGCAAUGGACAAGCUCAUGGUCUUCGAACAAGGCACACUGCCGAGUGUUGAUUGGAUUGCCGAGUACCUACGCUUUACAUCCGUCCCAGACAUUCAAAUGGGCUUCAAAGCCAUCAAACACUACUUCAUCUCGAGGUCGUGUCCGGCGUUGGGCAAUGCCUUGACUCACGUCGAGGACACCCUGAUGACACCGGCAGAACUUUUUGACAAGGCCGCGCAGAUUACUGUCACGAACAAGGCGGCCAAGAAUCUCCCGCGUUCGUUUGUGCCAGGCCUGGGCAGAGAUCAACAUCGGCCGAAAGUCGUCGUGGUCGCGGCGGCAACGCCAAACGACCAAACUAGCGAGGCCGUGUCUGCCAAUGAAGGGGACAGACUCGCAGCUGCCCGGGAUGGUGGCCGCCCCGGCAAAGGCCGAGGACACGGCGCACCAGCGCCAGCCCCAUGGUCCCACUACGGUAUCUCGGAGGAAGCUUACAAGCAACGCACGAGAUUCCGCUAUUGUCUGUGUUCGAAGGAAGGCAAACCCGACCGCCAUCAAGUUGGCGGACGGAAGGACACAGCAACUUAUCGACCGCUACACCGAGGCCGUGCCGGUGUAUUUCGCACCUCGUGCGAACCGGUGACAUUUGACAUUUUGGACACGGACUUUGACAUUAUUUUGGGAAUGCCUUGGCUUGCAAGUGCGUAUCACACGGUCAACUUCCAUCGGCGGAGUCUUACUGUUCGUGACUCCUUCGGCGCCGAAGUGUUGUGUACUAUUCCUCUUCCGCACCCUUCGAUUCGGUGCCAAGUGGUGACGACCAAGUCAUUCCGGGCUACUUGUGCUUACGAGCAGCCCGACGAAAUCGGCCUAUGUUUCCUACGGACCGUCGCAGUAGCCGACUCUUCACCCACGGACUUGUCUUCGGACCCCCGUGCGGUGUGGCUGCUUGAUGAGUUCGCCGACAUCUUCGAGUCACCUACAGGUGUGGUGCCGGAUCGGCGGAUCUCUCACGAGAUCAUUCUUGAGGCCGGUGUCAUGCCACCGAAAGGUUGCAUUUAUCGCAUGAGCGAGGAGGAGCUUACGGUCCUUCGCGCGCAACUUGAUGAUUUGUUGGACAAGGGCUGGAUCCGCCCUAGUAGCUCUCCAUACGGAGCGCCAGUUCUCUUCGUACGAAAGAAGAACAAAGAUCUACGAUUGUGCAUCGACUACCGCAAGCUCAACGCGCAAACCGUCAAGAAUGUGGGGCCUCUUCCUCGGAUCGACGAUCUUCUGGAGCGAUUGGGCGGCGCAAAGUAUUUUUCUAAGUUGGAUUUGAAGUCGGGAUAUCAUCAAAUCUCGAUCCGACCGAACAAUCGUUACAAAUCCGCGUUCAAGAUGCGGUAUGGGCAUUUUGAGUGGGUGGUCAUGCCUUUUGGCCUCACCAACGCCCCGACGACCUUUCAAGCGGCAAUGACCAACGAGUUUCGUGCAAUGUCGGACUGGUUCGUGUUGGUCUACUUAGACGAUAUUCUCGUCUAUAGCCGGUCAUUGGAGGAUCAUCUUGAGCACCUUCGACGAGUGUUGGAGACGCUUCGCCGCGCCAAGUACAGGGCCAACCGCAACAAGUGCGAAUUUGUCCGGCAAGAGCUGGAAUACUUGGGCCAUUUUGUCACACCGGAGGGCAUCAGUCCGCUACCGAACAAGAUUCAAGCCAUCCAAGAGUGGCUGGGGCCACGGAACGUCACGGAUGUCCGUUCGUUCCUUGGCCUCGCCGGCUACUACCAUCGUUUUAUCAAGGGCUACUCGAAGAUCGUGGCCCACUUGACCAAGCUUCAAUGCGAGGAUCGACCGUUUGACUUCGGAGAGGAUGCACGGGAAUCAUUUUUGGCUCUCAAAGCAACGCUAUUAUCUGCGGAGGUCUUGCGCAUAUACGACCCGCUUUUGCCUACGCUCGACACUACGGAUGCGUCCGGCUAUGGCAUUGGUGCCGUCCUCGAGCAACACGAUGGCGUUGACUGGCACCCGGUCGAAUAUUUCAGCAAUAAAGUGCCCGUCGUGCACUCCAUUGACGAUGCACGCAAGGAGUUCCUCGCCUUCGUCCACACGCUCAAGCGGUGGCGGCACUUCCUCCUUGGUCGAAGCCCAUUCCGAUGGGUAACAUACAAUACUUUGUUGGUCUUUUACAAGACCCAAGACACCAUUAACAGCACCAUCGCUCGAUGGAUGGCUUUCAUCGACCAGUUCGACUUCUUUCCCGAUCACAUUCCGGGGAAGUCGAACCGUUUUGCGGAUGCUCUUUCACGGCGUCCGGAUCAUUGUAAUGCGGUCUAUUCAACCUUCGAGAUCGACAACGACCUGCGGGACAGCUUUAUCCGCGACUACCAAGCCGACCCCGAGUUUCGCGGCAAGUACGUGAAUUGCUCCUCUCCUUUCUCACUACUGGAUACAAGAGGGGUACUUGCUUGUCCACACACGGGGGAAGAACCUUCUUUGCGUACCGAGUGACCCUCACUUGCGUACACGACUUCUUGGCGAGUUCCACAAUGCUCCCGCCACCGGACACUUUGGAGUCAAUCGCACGAUUGGCCGACUUCGC
Chara braunii is the source of this 3923-nucleotide messenger RNA. Lineage: Eukaryota; Viridiplantae; Streptophyta; Charophyceae; Charales; Characeae. The record is from the annotation of a GenBank genome assembly.